AUGGAUAUCCUUGUCGGUCCUACACUCACCAUCGACGUUUCGCCUCCUCAGGCGGCGGCGGCUUACUCCCUCUCCCAGCCUGAGACCCAGCGGUUAUUUCUGAAGCAUAGGGUUUCGUCCGUUGUGGAGGGAGAAGAAGACGAGGAUGGGUUAGUGGGUUCGAUCUCGAUCUCCAACCGCAGUCGUUUUGGCCUUCCGAUGGCUAGAGCUGGGAAAUCGCUCGAAGAUUCUUCCGAUAGCUCGUCUUCAUUCGUCGGCGCUCCCGACGACAGCGACGAGCCUCGGCUCUCUCGGCUCCAUGGACGCCCUGGAGGACUCUCUCCCCACAAAAAGGGAUUGUCAAAUUACUUCGCCAGGAAAUCGAAGUCGUUCGCGAGCUUGUCCGCUGCGUGCUUGGCGGUGAGGCAAGCGAAGGAUCUGGAGAAGCCGGAGCACCCGUUCAACAAGCGGAGGAGAAUUCUGAUGGCGAACAAGUGGUCGAGGAGAUCGUCGUUCUACAGCUGGCAUAACCCUAAAUCCAUGCUGUUGCUCACCUUGAACGAAGACGACGACGAAAGCGGCGACCACAAUCGCCGCCGGGGGAACGAAGAAGACGACGAAGAGGAAGAAGACCGCCGUGAAAGCCUCUCGUCGUCCUCGUCGUCGGAUAAGGAUGAAGAGGAUGGGAGACGAGCGCAGAUGGAGAGAACGAGUUGUUGUCGUCUGUGA
Messenger RNA from Linum trigynum, 708 nucleotides. NCBI's taxonomy places the organism in Eukaryota, Viridiplantae, Streptophyta, Magnoliopsida, Malpighiales, Linaceae. The record is from the annotation of a GenBank genome assembly.